Messenger RNA from Rhodotorula toruloides NP11, 1599 nucleotides. RefSeq lists its product as uncharacterized. NCBI's taxonomy places the organism in Eukaryota, Fungi, Basidiomycota, Microbotryomycetes, Sporidiobolales, Sporidiobolaceae. Bases 1 to 1599 code for a protein of 532 amino acids. The record is from RefSeq and is a predicted model, not a curated record. The transcript is spliced from 7 exons.
AUGCCCUUCUCCCGUCCGUCGGCGGAUCUCGUUGCCCUGGCGAGUACGAACAAGCGCUUGAGGGAGGUCCUGCGAGAGAGGGCGUUCAGGUGCUUGGAGGUGGGCGAGUUGAGGGAGGGGUUGGAGUGCUCGGAGAGUUAUCAGGAGGAGGUGGAGUGGCUGGCGAGCGAGGAGGGAGAGCGGGUGUUGCGGGCGCUGUGGAUUGCCCCGCUCCUUCCGAGGGGUAUCGAGGCGCUCGCCAAGUGCCUCGAGCGCAUGCCCAACCUCCAGCAGGUCGUCUACUCGUCCUCCCUCCCUUUUCCUUCAAUCUUCGUCGACCCGCUUCUCGCGCUCGACUCGUUCACCUCGCUCCACUUCGACUCGAGCAGCGUCGAAUCGCUCCCUCACAUCCUCCCCCUCGCUCGCAAAGUCACCGACCUCUCGCUCGAGACACGCGCGGCGUAUCCAGUGCCGAAGGAGAGCCUCGACCUUUGUCCCGUCACGGUCGCGUACGAGCGUCGCCGCCUAGUCCCUUGGGACAUGAAGAACCUCCCGACCCGCGAGGAGCAGUUCCAGGCUCUCGUCGACGGACUCGUGACGUACCUCCACCAUGCGCAAGACACGCUCGAGAUGCUCGUCGUCGACGGAUCGCACAUCGCACCUCACUGCGACGCGCUCGAGUGGACGACCUCGCCGCCCUCGACGAGGUGGUUCGAGCAAGUCUUCCGUCACUUCACUCUUACUCGCAGGGCAUUCCCGCGCAUCGAGCGACUCGCGCUCAACUUUGCGAGCGUCAAGAGCGAGGUUAUGGAUGAAUUGGUCGAGAUGGUCGCCGGGCGGAUUAGGUGGCUCGACAUCGACGGCUUUGAGCGCGAGUAUGUCAAGCCUCCCGCAGCCUUUCCGCGUCUCGAGUUCUUCCGCACAAUCUUUGCGGACAAGGUCAGCGUCGCCGCCUUCGUACUCACCCUUAACGGCCUCAUCCCUCACGAGAUCCCUCAAAUCUUUUACUCUUCCAUCGCCUGCCGCGAAACCCUCCGCGAACUCGUCCUCCAGACGCUUCAGGCUGCACCGUUCUACGUCGGCGAGUUGCGCGUGAUCGCGCUCAGCUGCCCGAAUUUGGAGUUGGUUGACCUCAAGGCGACUUGGGGCGGCGAGGCGGUCGACUUCCUCGAUGCCCUCUCCUCCCUCCGCAAGCUCCGCACCUUCUCCUUCGACCAUCCCUGGGAGAAACCCUCCGGCCCUCGUCCCUGGGUGGACGGGCGCACGAUUCGCUCGGACCGUAACGGCGACUUCCAAGUCAUCAGUUGCUUUGGGACGUCGAUCGAGCACGAGAUGAGGCGGAGGAUCCUGGAAGACAUCGACGCCGUCCGUCCAACCUACACGACCCGCUUCCUCGCCUUCGCCUCCGACCACCCGCUCCUCACCCUCCUCGUCUGGCACGCAACCGAAGUCGUCGAAUGGUACUGGCGCUUCAAGCGGGUUGGCGCGGGAGUCGCGGUGGAGAGUGACUACGUGUGGUUGCCGUACAAGGAGGACGUGCUCAAGGCGGAGGGGGAGAAUGGGGAGGAGGGCGAGGAGAAGGCGCCGGCUGGGGUGUUUGCUCGCUUUCCUGUCGCUUGA